Molecule: messenger RNA, 636 nt
Organism: Lindgomyces ingoldianus
Lineage: Eukaryota; Fungi; Ascomycota; Dothideomycetes; Pleosporales; Lindgomycetaceae
Exons: 9
Coding region: 1-636 (211 amino acids)
Source: RefSeq, a predicted model, not a curated record
AUGCCUCGAACUCUCCCUGAAGAGCCCUCAGCCCAGCCCCGGUCACAUGAGAUCCCGAUUCGUCUAUUAAUACUAUCAUAUGUCCUACUUCUGCGCUUCAUACUUCUUGCAUACAAUUUUGGUGAGAGUUGGGCUGAUAGCUCGCUUGAAACACAUUCUCUUGAACUCAAGCUCCACUACCUGCUCGCAUUCACCAAUCACUCACCAGGGUUUGAGAGUCCAUCGAACGAUUCGAACCCGAAAGAGAAGCUUCAAAGUUUUAAGGCAAGAAUAUCCCAAACAUGGUCAGAAAGACGGUUUAUCGAACGUACACAAGCCGUCGAUAUUGUAGGAACGGCGUUCCGCAACGGGAUGGUUGGGAAGCAAAUGUUGGUUUCAUGCGAGUCUUCCAUUUUCCGGCUUGAUAUUGUCACCAUCGCUACGUGCUGUCGCUUACCCUCCUUCAGGAUACCACGUUUAACUCCUUGCGGAGUAAUUUCGCACCUUGUCUCCUUGCAGACUGAUGCUGCGCUUGUCUCCCUGAGGAGUGAGGUCACGCUCGUCUGCUACGGGGGAGACGAUCCGCUUGAUGCCAAGAUGAGAGUUAAUCUGCAUACCUGUGGGAACUUACGAAGGGUGCAGGAGCAGCUGCAGUAG